Vicia villosa (hairy vetch) is the source of this 1506-nucleotide messenger RNA. Its product is annotated as GDSL esterase/lipase At2g04570-like. Bases 277 to 1350 code for a protein of 357 amino acids. NCBI's taxonomy places the organism in Eukaryota, Viridiplantae, Streptophyta, Magnoliopsida, Fabales, Fabaceae. The record is from RefSeq and is a predicted model, not a curated record. The transcript is spliced from 3 exons. Gene Ontology annotation, molecular function: hydrolase activity, acting on ester bonds.
AAUUCUUAAUCAGACUUUACUUACCUUUCGACUUAGCAGUGAUUAAUUUCUACCAGAAUUGUAGAACAUAUAAGGUAAAUUCUCCCUUUUUCUGCGCUAGACUCCAAAAACAAGUCAAAUUUAAACUCUAACCACUUUCAUACGGUGUGCAGUAGUCUCACAGCUCAUAUCAGCUAGAUAUUUUUGGUAUUUCAAAUCAAUAUUUAUUCCAUCACAAGCUCACAACUCAAGUCACACUUCAGAGUUAGUUAGUUUGUUAGUUAGUUACUACGCGUGAUGAUGAAAGGUGGACAAGGAAAGAAGCUCCUAUGGACCAACAUUCUUUGCAUCCUUUUACUUCAAUGCCUUGAUCUCACAAUCAGUGCUAAGGUUCCUGCAAUCAUAGUGUUUGGUGACUCGUCCGUGGAUGCAGGAAACAACAACUUCAUAUCGACUGUUGCUCGCAGCAACUUCCAGCCGUAUGGACGCGAUUUCAUGGGCGGGAAGCCAACGGGGAGAUUCAGCAACGGAAGAAUCGCAACUGAUUUUAUAUCAGAAGCAUUUGGAAUCAAGCCAUACAUACCAGCAUACUUGGACACUAGCUAUAACAUCUCACAGUUUUCUACUGGUGUCAGUUUUGCUUCUGCUGCUACCGGUUAUGACAACGCCACUUCAGAUGUCCUGUCUGUUAUACCAUUAUGGAAGCAAUUGGAGUACUACAAGGAGUACCAAAAAAAGCUAGGUGCCUAUCUUGGAGAAAAAAAGGCGAAAGAGACGAUUGCCAAAUCAGUAUACAUAAUAAGUCUAGGCACAAACGAUUUUCUAGAGAAUUACUACACAAUUCCUGGUAGGGCAUCUCAAUAUACACCAAGAGAGUAUCAGAAUUUUCUAGCUGGAAUAGCUGAAAAUUUUGUUCAUAAACUUUAUAGUCUUGGUGCUAAGAAAAUAUCCUUAGGAGGUUUACCUCCAAUGGGAUGUUUGCCUUUGGAGAGAACCACAAAUUUUGCUGGUGGGAAUGAUUGCGUGUCUAAUUACAAUAACAUCGCGUUGGAGUUCAAUGAUAAACUUAAUAAAUUGACUACGAAAUUGAAGAAGGACCUUCCUGGGAUCAGAUUGGUUUUUUCGAAUCCGUAUGAUAUUUUGCUCAGUGUUGUUAAAAAGCCAGCGCAAUAUGGGUUUCAAGUGACUUCGAUGGCGUGUUGUGCUACUGGAAUGUUUGAGAUGGGAUAUGCAUGCAGCAGGGCUAGUAUUUUCAGUUGUAUGGAUGCUUCUAGAUAUGUAUUUUGGGACUCAUUCCAUCCAACAGAGAGAACUAAUGGCAUUGUUGCAAACUACUUGAUGAAGAAUGCAUUGGCUCAGUUUUUACACUAGCUAGGGAAUUAUUAUGAGUUUUAUGCAUGUAAUAAUAAUAUUAUGAGUAUUAUGAGUUUUUUUAAAUGAUUUUCUUCCAUGUUUUCUACAUCAGAAAUGUUUGAAAACUAUGUAACAAAAUGCUCUUAUUUAUGUGCAAUAAUAACAAAGGUUUGC